Messenger RNA from Loa loa (African eye worm), 396 nucleotides. RefSeq lists its product as hypothetical. The record is from RefSeq and is a predicted model, not a curated record. The coding region runs from base 7 to 396 and encodes 129 amino acids. The transcript is spliced from 2 exons. NCBI's taxonomy places the organism in Eukaryota, Metazoa, Nematoda, Chromadorea, Rhabditida, Onchocercidae.
UUACAGAUGUCAAUAAGUGACGCUGACAGUUUAGCCGUAGCAAAUUCAAGUGGUGAACAAGAAUCCGGUGUACAUCGGAAUGUAUCAGUGAAUCGAUUUCAGGUAUCAAAGCUUAAAUUAGAUUCAAGUGAACUGCCGGCAUCAUCAUCAUCAUCAUCGUCAUCAUCAUCAUCAGCAUCAUUAUCCUCAGCAGUAGCAGUACCAGGAGCAGCAGAAACAUUAAGCGGACAACCUGAUAAGGGGACAUUGAAGAAAUCAGGUAGUGAACCACCAUUUUCACAUUUCGCAAUGAUCGAUCCGAAACGGAAGAGCAGUGCGAUGAGUCGAUUUGAGGUAAAAAUUCAUUCGUUGUUAAAAUACAUGCAAUUAUAUUAUGAUGAAAGACGACAAUUCUAA